AUGGUUAACUUCAAUGAGCCGCUCUCCUUCUUGCAGCGCGUUACAGAAGACCUUGAAUACUCCUGCUGUUUGGACAAGGCCUGCCAGUUAGGCAACGCUGAUCCGGUUCUUGAGUUGGCUUGGGUGGCCACUUUCUCAAUCUCCAGCUACGCUUCGACAGCUCAUCGGACCUGCAAACCGUUUAAUCCACUUCUUGGUGAGACUUAUGAAUGUGAUCGGAGCCUUGAUCCCUACGGAUGGCGGAGUUUGGCUGAGCAAGUAAGUCACCACAGCAUCAAUUCUGCUCUACUUUGA
Molecule: messenger RNA, 294 nt
Organism: Protopolystoma xenopodis
Lineage: Eukaryota; Metazoa; Platyhelminthes; Monogenea; Polystomatidea; Polystomatidae
Source: the annotation of a GenBank genome assembly